Molecule: messenger RNA, 1559 nt
Organism: Clupea harengus (Atlantic herring)
Lineage: Eukaryota; Metazoa; Chordata; Actinopteri; Clupeiformes; Clupeidae
Gene: lratb.2
Product: lecithin retinol acyltransferase b, tandem duplicate 2
Biological process (GO): vitamin A metabolic process; retinol metabolic process
Cellular component (GO): rough endoplasmic reticulum
Molecular function (GO): phosphatidylcholine-retinol O-acyltransferase activity
Source: RefSeq, a predicted model, not a curated record
GAUUGUCCAAAGCCAUAUGGUUUCUUUGUUUGUUCUGCCAGAAAAUGCAGUCGCCGGGCGUCUAAUCCUGCCCUCCCCUCGGUUUUGCCAAACUUCCUCACAAAUAAAAACCCCACUGGGUCCAAAGCGCUGGAGGCCACAGGCUGAUUCUUCCCCCUCUCCUUAGGAUGGCUCUGCUGCGGCUCCUGAGCAUGUUCUUUCUCACCAUAACCACCACCAAGAAGAAGCAAGAACAAGAGAAAGAGGACAUAAAGGUCAAUGAGAAGGUACGCAAGUAUGACAUAUCGCUCUACAAGAGGGGGGACCUCCUGGAGGUGCCGCGCACCCUCUUCACCCAUUUCGGAAUCUACCUGGGGAAUGACCGCGUUGCACACCUGAUCCCCGACAUCUUGCCCGUCUUCUCGUCCAACCAGAACACCAUCGGCACCAUGGUGACCAACCUGCGGCUCAUCCUGGGGGCCAUCGCCAAGGCGGCCAGCGUGCGCGUGGACUCGGUGGAGGACUUUGCCUACGGCGGGGACAUCCUCAUCAACCCCAUGGACAAGGUGUGCAGCCGGCCGCCCUACGAUGGGGAAGAGGUGGCCCGCCGGGCAGAGAAGCUCAUGGGUCCGGUGGACUACAGCCUCCUGUGGUACAACUGUGAGCAUUACGUCAUGUACUGCCGCUACGGGACCGUCAUGAGCUUCCAGACCUUCCAGUUCUGUAAAGGAGUUCGGAAGAUCUUCUGCAGUAAAAGGUUCUCCUUCGUGAGUGCAUUAAUCGGUGUGGCCAUCAUGGUUUCCCUCCAAACGGAUCCACUUUACACUCUGCUCCUCACUUUCUUCAUCUCCUUCCACAUCUGGAUGGCUUCCUGAAUUUACAUCACAACCUGGGUGAUAGACCAGACCAGAAAAAAACAUGAAACUAAUGAAAUGUCUUGGAGUUAAGCCAUUUUUAAGGUCUACAUUAUCAUUAUUACUUUUAAUGAUUGGCUAAACCUGUCAAUUGCAAUUUAUAUCGGACUCAUACAUGUAUAGGCCUACAGCAUCUAGAAAGCAUAGUCGCUUGGCCGGUGGUGGGUGUUUUCCAGUGUAAUUGACAGAUACAAUUUUCAGAUACGCUGCUUAUAACUGAUGUGUACAUUUUCAAAAUGUUAUUUCAGAGCAGGCUUGUCAUUACUGUACUGAGAGGCUCUGGAUGGAAGUCGAAUGUAAAUAUCUAAGUUAAUUUCUUUAUUUUGUGUUGUAUUCUGACACAUGUGUAAAGUGCAUUAAAACGGUUUGGUGUUGUGGAUCAGUGCUUUAUCGUAGAGUUCAUGGCUAUUUAUUGUUACGGCCUGAAAAUAAAUCAAACCGCUGGAUAUGAUAUUAACCUGCUUGAAGUGAGGGGUGGGGGUUGGGCCUGUGGGGUCAUCCUUGACACAAACUAGCGCGCAGUGUUGCCAGGUCCGCGGUUUUCCCGCGGAAUUGGGCUACUUUUGAAGUGUUGCCGCGGGUUGAAUUUUUUGUCCGCUGGUUCGGGUAGACCUAUUUUGCAUGCAAAUUACAUGAAUGUCUUUAAAUAAAAAUCCAUAUUUUAAA